Messenger RNA from Rana temporaria (common frog), 8240 nucleotides. RefSeq names its product zinc finger protein 638 (gene ZNF638). Gene Ontology annotation, cellular component: nucleus. Gene Ontology annotation, molecular function: mRNA binding; zinc ion binding. Gene Ontology annotation, biological process: RNA splicing; regulation of RNA splicing. The coding region runs from base 656 to 7522 and encodes 2288 amino acids. Lineage: Eukaryota; Metazoa; Chordata; Amphibia; Anura; Ranidae. The transcript has 26 exons. The record is from RefSeq and is a predicted model, not a curated record.
CGUGGCGCUCGCUGCAGUAACUGCCAAUCUGUCAGUGGUGCGGCAGGCAGCAGAGAAAUAACAUCUCACUGCCCAUCUUGCAUCACUGCUGUUCUUGCCCUACAUCAGGGCCAUGGAGGCUGCUCUUGACAGAGCUGCAGGUGAGCAGAGAUGGUUACGUCAUUCCCCACUGCCCGCAUGUGGAAGUUUGCCCGCUCGGAGGGGAGGCUGCCAGAAGUAAUGUAAGUAGUGACACGCUGCAUCUGAGUGGCAGGUGAAGGUGUGAUGUAAAGAAUUUCGGCCUGAAAGGCGGCCAAACAAAUUAAAUUGGUUGACCCCUAGUUAUCAGUGCUUGGUUUAAAAGCUGGCAUGUCUGAUGGUAUGGGAGGGGGUGCAUUACUGUGUAUGAAAUGGGCAGCUUGCACAUCUGUAAAGACUCCAUCAAUGCUGACGGAUAUAUAACCAGGUUUUAGACCAGUAUAUGCUCCCAUCCACAUAACCUCCUUUUCUGGAAGGCCUUGCAUAUUUCAGCAGGACAAUGCUACACCGCAUACUGAAUCUAUGACAACAGCAUGGCUUCGUAGUAGUAGAGCCUGGAUGCUUAACUGGCCUGCCUGCAGUCCAGAUCUUUCACCAACUGAAAAUAUUUAUCUCAUCUUAAAACGGCAUAGGACGGAUGACCCAGGACUGUUGGGCAGUCAGAAUUGUAUAUGCGGCAAGGAUUAGGCAACAUUCCUCUCACAAAACCCCAGCAACUAGUCUCCUUGGUUCCCAUACACUUCGAGUGGUGUUAAAAGGAGAGGGGAUGCUAAACAUGACCCUGUGCCAACUUUUUUUGAAACUUGUUGCUGCCAUCAAUUUAAAAAAAAAAAAAAGAUUUUCUUUAAUCGGGUCAUUUUCUAUUAAACAGAUUAUAUAUUUUACAACAAAAUUUGGACAGAAAAAUCACUUCCAUAGAAUAAGUGGAAGCAAGAGAACGACGUACAAAAUAAGAGAAUACAGAGUUUAUAUCGUACGACUUAAAGAUCCUGCCCUUAUCAGCUUUGUGUUGUUCUUGGAAAAUUGCGCACCAGUUGUGAAUACCUUGAACUUUGGCAUUUCUAGCCCCGUCCUGUUGAACCAUCCUCAUUUACAGCUUGUCCACCUUAAGACUCAGUUGGCUCUCCAGCAGUUGACGUCGGUCACUUCAAACAGUACACCUCCUAUUCAUGCUUUGUUAAAUCAAGCUUUGUUAAAAAUCAGCACAGCUCAAGCCAUGUUUAACACAAGAGGUGGAUUCCCUGGUCAAAGACCAAUGGGACCUCCACGGAUGAACCAGCCUGGCCUGAAUCCCCUUGGAAUGAAUAUGUCGGGUAUGAAUAUGUCUGGCAUGAACAUGAGUGCCAUGGGAUUGUCUAGUAUGAGCCAGCCAAGCAUGACCCUUUCAGGCAUGAGCCAGCCAAGCAUGACCCUUUCAGGCAUGAGCCAGCCAAGCAUGAACCUUUCAGGCAUGAACCUUUCAGGAAUGAACCAGCCAAACAUGAACACUGGCAUGCCCCGCAUGGGCCAUCCCGUAAUAAACCCAAAUCUAGGUCUCUCCAAUGUGAAUCCAUCUGGGAUGAAUCAAUCUGGGAUGAAUCAGUCUGGAAUGAAUGUGUUUAGAAUGGGCCCUUCUGGCAUGAAUCAAGGAGGAAUGGGUUUUCAAUCUGAAAUAAAAAACCAAGGGUUUGGUGUGAGGUCAAUGGACAGUCCUGGGUCAUUUCUUGGAGGAAACAAUGAGUCGAUGGGAAUGACAGGCUUGCCACUCAGAACACCUGAAAGACACAUGGGUCCUCAGGGUUUGCCACAACGUUUUCCUACUUCCAGCAGCCCCAUGACUCCAGCACAACCCAGAAAUAACAUGCAGAGUCAAGAAAUACCAUCUAUCGUGAAUCGUAGGGUGGUUCAUUCUUCCAAUAAUUCGAGGGGGAAUCCAAAAACCUCCAUACCAGAAGCAUCUCAUCUAAUGGAGAAGAAACCAAUAAACCCCCUAAGUAUGUUUGGAAAUUUAAAUCAGAAUAUGGGAAUAAAAUCAGGCCCAUCUUCAUCAUUGGCCGGGAUGCCAAACGUCCAGAAUCGCUAUACUAAUGAGAGUGCUUCAAGUAUACUGGAAAGCUUUGGGUUAUCAAAUGAAGACCUAGAGGAGCUCAGUCGUUAUCCUGAUGAACAGUUGACGCCCGUAAACUUGCCCAACAUUUUGCGAGACAUCAGACUGCGCAAAAUCAACCGUACCGGAGGCACGCAUGAUCAAGGUGGAGGAGGAGGAGGAAGACGCUCAGGAGGUGAUGUUUUACCAAGUAAAGUUAUUGACUAUGGACAUUCAAGCAAAUUUCAGUUUAAUGACAAUUCCACACCUUCACGACCUUUUGACUCUUCAAGAUCAGAACAGAAACCGUCACCAGUCUCCAAGGAACCAGGACCUUCCAACGCUAACAAGGGGGGGAAAGGCAAAAACCCAAUGGAUAAUAAAAUCCCAACUAUAGCCAACAGCCGCAAGGGAGCAUGGCAGACUCCCAAGAAUGACCGAUUCAACAAAAACAAGCCUUUGGUUGGUGAUCAGACAACUGCUAAAGCCAGUGGGGGCUCAGUCACCGUCUCGAAUGCAGAGAGUCCUGCAAACGCAGUCAAGACUGUUUCUACCACUCUUCGCAAUGUUCCUGUUAUCUCGGACACUGCCGCUACCACCACCUUUUCAGGAAAGACUGCAGAGUCUCCAGUUGGGACUGUGGUUAGCCAGGGUAACUAUGCGUCACCUGCUGAAGCAAAUCCUACUGCCGGGAAAGGGAGCUUGGCGCCACCCUUGUCUCAAGAGGAAGCCCAGAAGAUGAAGCGCAUGCCAACUCCUUCCAUGAUGAACGAUUAUUUUGCUGCCUCUCCACGGAUUUUUCCGCAUAUCUGUUCUCUGUGUAACCUAGAAUGUAGACACUUAAAGGACUGGAUUAAACACCAGAAUAACGCAAGCCACAUUGAAAGCUGUCGGAAGUUGCGUCAACAGUACCCAGAUUGGAAUCCCCAGGUCCACACUUUAAACAGGAAUGAAGGCAAGCAAAAUGAGGCCGCACCAAAGGUAUCGCGAUCCAAGAGUGGAAGUCCUCGUAGAGCUAAGCGGUCUGGAUCGAGAUCAAGGGUUAACAGGUCACGCUCCCGCAGCCCAAGAUCUGCGAAGUUAUCCAGGAGUCGAAGCCCGCGCCGUGUUCGACGCAGCCCAAGAAGGUCCCCUGGCCCUAGGCCUUCACGGCGUUCACCAUCACCAAGGAGACCUAGAAGAGGCACUCCACCUGACAAGAGAGCUGUGGAUGCUGCUGUGCAGAGCUUUAUUGAAGCGGAAAGACGGCAAGACAAAGGUGGAGAGAAGCCAAAGGCUGCUGGUGAUGUAAAGAAAUUGCCACCAAAGCCAGCGAACACAAAUGUAAAAGGCAAGAAACCAUUCGGCGGCGGUCCUUCAGCAAACCGUUCUGGCAGCACACCAAGGAAAAACAGUAAUUCAAGCUCCAGCAGCUAUUCAAAGAAGCCUAGUAGCGUCAGCUCUGUUAAGUCCAACAAUAGUAGUGGCAGUGCCUCACGGAAACCUAGCAAUGCUCCCAAGAAGCCAUUGCCCAGCUCAUCAGGCCCCAAGAAACCUGUUGUAAGCACAGGAGCUAAAAAGACAACUGGAUCUGUAGCCAGCAAGAAACCGCAAGCAAACAAGACGUCUAACUCACCGAAAGCUGCAGAACCUUUCAACCCACUGAAUAAGUUUACCAGUGGCUCCGAAAAGAUCAUUCAUGUUACCAAUCUACCGGAUAGUGGCUACACAGAUCAAGAUAUCCUGAAAAUUGUCCAGCCAUUUGGAAAAGUCGGUGAUAUCCUCAUUAUUCGAUCCAAAAAUGAGGCUUUCUUGGAAACCAACUUCAAGGAGGCAGCAGCAGCUGCUGUUAAAUUCAGCGAAACAGUGCCAGUAAUGAUAAACGGCAAACGAUUGGUCCUGUCUCUGGCCGGACGGAAAAAAGCCCCCCAGGUACAAGUUAAGGCAGAUACUAAAGCUACCGGUGACGCAGAGUCUAAGAAACCCCCACCUCAGAAAGCUGCACCUGCAAAGGAGCAAAAAGAUGAAAACACACGCAAAGAGGAAAAAGAGACGAUGGAGAAAAAGCCAGAGACAGUAAAGCAUAAUAUUGAGGUUCCCCCUGGCUUCGUCAAAUGUCACCGCCUCGUUGAUCCCCUACUGAAGGAAGCUGAGAAAUGCGUUGUUGUUGUAUCGAAUUUGCCUGAGAAACAAUACACUGUGGAGGAAAUAUCCAACCUGGCCAAGCCGUUUGGUGGUGUGAACGACAUCCUUGUCAUCCCUAAUUAUCGAAAGGCUUAUUUGGAGUUGACCAGUAGAAACUCUUUAGAUUCAAUGCUCAAGUUUUACAGUGUGUUCCCAACCUGCCUUGCUGGAAAUACACUGAACAUCGCCAUGGCUCCGGCAUUCAAGGAUUUAAAGGAUGAGAAUCGAAUCUUUGCUGAGAUCAUUGAACAAGCUUCAUGCAAGAUCACGCCAAGCAUCUAUGAAAGGUUUGUGCAUCUCUCAAAUCUGCCUGAAGGGGAAAUAGAAGAGUUUGAGCUAACUCGUAUCGGGCUUCGGUUUGGAAAAGUGGAGCAUUAUAUAGUGAUCAGCAAUAGGAGAAAAGCAAUCCUUCACAUGACCAGUUUUAGUGCUGCCAAGAGUAUGCAUGCUGUCCUGUCCCGGUUUCCAGGCCGUAUUGAGGACACUGUACUUAAAUGCUCUCUGGUUUUCAAGGCCAAGCUACCCGAGAAUGAAUAUGAGACUUACUUGGAGGAGAAGAAAAGCUCCGAGCCUGAUCAAAACAUAUGUGAAGAAGUGGCCCCAAAUCUUGAUGAAGAGAUGCAGCUGGAAGAGCAGCAGCAGCCUGUGUCUGACGCCGACAUUGCUGAGGCAGAUGUGGAAGCUGCAGGUGUGUUUACCAACGAAGAAGCGGAGGAAGUAGAGGACGACGAUGACUAUGAGGAGGCUGCGGAGGCACCCGAAGCACCAGAGGCGCCAGCUUCCUUUAUCCAGCCACAGCCUGUAGAAGAGCAGCCUAUAUGUAGUUCGAUUGCUCAGCCAUAUGUCACGGAAGAGUCCGACGUUCUGGUGUCUGUGGAAUCUGAUGAGGAAGAGUGUGAAGAACAGUGUCCUGAAAUACCAGUGAUUGACAGUGUCAGUAUGGAACACAUGCUAACAGCAGAAGACUCGGAAGAGUCUGAUGGCAAUGAUAUGGAGACAUCUACCAAGGAAAUGUCAGGUGACUGCCCAAAACCUGUAGAAGAAGCCUCAGCUGUAGAUGACCAAAAUAUCUUUGCACUAGAUGAUUGGAUAAGUGUUGAAGUAUCUCAAGUUCCAGAGACGGUUCCUGAACCCACAAACAAGGAGUCUGAGGGUUCCACUGCGGUCAUCGGCUCUCUCGGUAAAGAGGAGACUUCUUCAGUCAAAGCUGAGGAGAGCAGCGAUAAGGAAGCCAAACCUGAAUCUGGUCGUAGUCCAAGGGAUGCGAGGAGUAAAGAAAAUGGCCAAUCUAAUGAGGAUAAGUCUAAGCAGAAGAGAGAAAGGAGCAAGCAGUCGUCUCAUGGAAAAAACGGUGAUGAGGCAGCCGGAGAAGACGCUGAAGAGCCCCAAGACUCAGAACAAGCAGCCAUGGCAACUAAAGUACCUGCGACCAGGACUGCGAAAUUUAAUCCUCAAAAGGGGGAACUGUCUGUAACACUCACAGUGGAUGGUCAGAAGUCAUCUUCAAAGACUCCGGAACCCAGAAAGAAGUAUUCUGGAGACAGGGGAUCUUCAGGAAGAGAGAGCAGCACCCCAAAAUCGAGUAGUAAUCGAUCCAGUCCAUCAGAGAGCGUAUCCAGUAACCCAAAAACUGCCACUGCGUCACACCAGACAAGGAGCGGUCACAGAGGUGUCGGCACUCAGGACAGAGACUCAAAAGUCCCCUCCAGAGCACGAGACGUCGACGUCAGGUCAAACAGGAAGGACGACCGAUCAAAGGAUAGCCCGGUUUGCUUUGAAUCUGUUGGUGAUGGCAUAGGGGAGUCUAAUCAAAGUACAGGUGACACGUCCAUCUCUCAGAGUUUAAUAAAGAAUUCAUCAUCGGGAAGGUGGGUACGGAACUCCGCUCGAAAGAAUCGAGGACAGAAAUCAAAUGAGGAAGGAGAAGAACCUUUCCCAUUCAAUCUUGAUGAGUUUGUUACAGUGGAUGAGAUUGUAGAAGACAAUCCAGAAAAGCCGAAAGGGGAUGAGGAAAAGUCUGAAACUGGUGCCACCAAGAGAGGAGAAAAGAGAAAGGAAAAUCAUCCCCCAUCUUCAGACACAAAGAAACCCAAGGAGGCAAGCGGAGAGGCCCAGGAGCUUUCUUUUGUCACUUUGGAUGAGGUUGGCGAUGAGGAGGAUAACGCAGCUACUUCAGAAGGUGCCCAGGAUGAGGUAGCCCAAUCCCUAGUGACAGUAGACGAAGUCCACGCUGAAGACAAAGUACAGGCAGUAGACAAAGUCAAGGCAGGCAACGGCCCCCCUUCUAGAACACAGGAGUCGAGCGUGUUGAUGACAUUAGAUGAAGUUAGUGAUGAUGAGGAGCCAAAUGGUCCCGCCAUGCCGGGCGGCUCUUCCACCAUCCUAGACAAAGACCAGCUUCUGACGCUCGAUGAGGUCAGCGGCGAAGAUGAAGAACAGACUUCACAUUCUGAGCCAUCCAUCCACAAGACUGAGAACAAAGGGGAGAAGAAGAGUGCGAACCCCAAAACAAAGGAGAAUCCAGAUGUCCGUCCCCAAGAGCCAGACCGAGAGAGCCAUGCAGAGCAGCCUAUGCUCACACUGGAUGAGGUGGUGGCAGACGACGACGACGACGAGGAGGAGGAUUCCAUAGGUGAUAUAGAACACCAAUUCUUAACGGUUGAUGAAGUUGGUGAAGAAGAGGAAGAUUCAGAGGUUAAAGAGGAUGUAGCAGAGUCCAAGCCCCAAUCAAGUAGAACAAGUUCAAGAACAAGUCCGAAAGUAUCACAACCAGAAUCCAAAACGCCAGCUGGGCGUAGAGGCAGGCCCAGAAAACGUCCUUUAUCUGAAUCCGCCGAGGACGCCAAGGACACAUCACUGCAGAGUUCUGUUGAUUCCAGUAUGGGCAGUGAGUCUGAUAAGACCCCUACUAAGACUAAACCGAAGACGGCUACUAAAGGCGCUGACCAUGGCAAAGCAGGGGGCAACCCUACUGCCACCCCAGAAAAGCCUUCAGCUGGUGCACCCAAAGCUUCUGAAACUCCAGCAAAGAAAACAAAACUGGAAUCUCCUUCCCCAGGGAAGACCAAAUUGGGCCCAUUUAAUGCUACGGUGCCAGUGGGCCUAGAGUUUCUUAUUCCUAAGACUGGAUAUUUCUGUGAGCUGUGUUCACUCUUUUACAUGGAUGAGGCAUCGAAGCUGAAACACUGCAAGAGUCUGCGCCAUUACCAGACAGUGCAGAAACACUUGGCCAAGGAUGAGACUACGACGACAAAAGGGAAAUCUCCCAGCUCAUGAGAUCACUGAACCUCACUAACAACUAUACAAGCUCCGGGAUGUGAAGUAGAACUAUAGGGAUCAUUGUGUAAAUUUCUUUUCCAUUUCUCACAGGUUCACUUAUUUAAACAGAUGUUUAUGUUGUCCACUCUGUAGACUGGUAUAAAUGUAAUAGUAAUUUUUCAAGAAAUCUUUAUUGCUAGUCUUUUACCUUGUACUAACGUUACAGUACAGACAGUGAUUUGGUCGCUGGUUUUGAGAACUCAUGGUCCUGGAUCAGAGAUUUCACCCACUACAGCUCCCCGGAUUCUCUCAUUGCCUCAAAUCCCCAAAGCAGACUUGUGUGAGGAAGACUACGGGACACAUUUCUAUAUAGGUGUAUCUGGAUUGGACAGCCUUAUUGCUUGUUUUCAGCGAUAUUGUCUUCAUAUGUGAAUUCCUCACAGUUUUUUAAACGUAUUUUGUUGGCAAAUGCUCUUGCAAUGUUUUCCAGUUUCUUUUUUAGUUUUUUUUUUUUUUUUAAUAUAUAUUUUUUUUGAGGCAGGAAGACUAGCUUAAUGCUAUUUAAAGAGAGGCCUCAGUACCAUUGCACGCAGGGUGCCAUUGUUAAAGAUGAUUAUUUUUUUGAAUGGUAUUAUCUUGGUUUUGCCAAAUAAAACUUGGCAUAUCUAAUGUAUAUUUUUCUUUCCAAAAUGAAAACUAGAAAGUGUUUGUAAAUAAAUACAUAAACGUUAUCACA